AUGGUUUACACUCGUUGGAAGUGUGACCGGCUACCGGUUUUCCAACUGAAAUUAUUCACUCAGGAAUAUCCGAUGCAUGCCGCGGUUGGGAUUUUCACUAUUAUAUUUUUAUGGAAGCACAUGAGCCAUUGCUCAGAGGAAACGGAACGCAAAUAUGGCUGGUGGGCGGGAUAUCCCUACUGGCGUGAUCCCAUUGCCCGCAGGAAUGAAACUAAAUAUAAGCAAAUGAUUAUUAAUAAUGAUGUUGACAUUACACAUCCCAAAUGGACGGGAUGUUCCGUAGAGCAAUUGGAGGAGUUAAGUCGAGUCGUGUAG
Molecule: messenger RNA, 315 nt
Organism: Trypanosoma brucei brucei TREU927
Lineage: Eukaryota; Euglenozoa; Kinetoplastea; Trypanosomatida; Trypanosomatidae
Exons: 1
Coding region: 1-315 (104 amino acids)
Source: RefSeq, a predicted model, not a curated record